This is a messenger RNA of Drosophila busckii, 303 nucleotides long. Its product is annotated as cuticle protein 8. Gene Ontology annotation, cellular component: extracellular matrix. The transcript has 2 exons. Lineage: Eukaryota; Metazoa; Arthropoda; Insecta; Diptera; Drosophilidae. The record is from RefSeq and is a predicted model, not a curated record. The coding region runs from base 1 to 303 and encodes 100 amino acids.
AUGCAUACUACUCUGGUAAUCUUGACUGUCUGCUGCUUGCUUUACGCUAUUGGAACUGAUGCUGGACUUAUUGCUGGGCAUCCAGAUGAAUUAGUUUCGAGUCCUGCGCGCUAUGAGUUUCAUUAUUCGGUGCAUGACAGCCAUACGGGCGAUGUGAAGGAUCAGUUUGAGCAUCGCCGUGGCGACUAUGUCACAGGUCGUUAUUCCCUAAUUGAGCCGAAUGGCCAGCGUCGCAUUGUGGAGUACAGCGCUGAUCCUUUGCUGGGCUUUAAUGCGCAAGUUAGCCACGAGCCGCUGCAUUAA